UUUUUUUCAAUUGCUCUUUGAUAGCUUUGUGACUUUAUUCUUUCUGCAAUGGCUCAAAGCUACGCUGCGGUAGCUAGUACAGAUCCUGAAGCGGCGAGGGCGGCGAGGGCUCAAGCCCAAGAACAAGACAAUUCUACUGUCAACCGUGUUCGUCAUUGGUUUCGUCGUCAAUGGGGAGGUCAAACGGAGUAUGCACCGCUUAUCGAUCGUGAACGAGGCACAUUAGAACCUCCUCGCAAAACCAAAUUUAAGAUUAUUACAACCACUGUCCUAUUGGUCAUUGCCGUCAUUGUGCUCGGCAUUACGUUCGGCUUCUGGUUGAACGACAGUGACAAAAACCCCAGAUACACCCCCAAGGAUUACGCUCAGAAAUUCAUCCUGGAGAAUGCUUCCAAGGAAACCGUUCGUGAUUAUCUCAAGACUUACACUUCGCAGGCCCACUUGGCGGGCACCGAAAAUGAUAAACGCUCGGCGGAAUGGACCAGGGACCAAUUCAACGAAUUCGGACUUAAUGCCACCAUUGAAACUUACUGGCCCAUGCUCAACUAUCCCCUCAAGCGUCGCUUAGCUCUCGUUUCCGGACCCGAGGAGUUGCGUUAUGAGGCGUCACUCCGAGAGGACGUGGUUGAUGAAGAUGAAACCAGCCAUAAUCCUGACGUUAUCCCUACCUUCCACGGCUAUUCCAAGAAUGGCACGGCAGUGGGACCGGUUGUAUAUGCCAAUUACGGUCGUCUCGAAGAUUUUCAGUACCUUGCCGAUCAAGGUAUUGAGCUCAAGGGCACCAUUGCUUUGAUGCGUUACGGCGGUUCGUUCCGUGGUUUGAAAGUGCGUGCAGCCGAACAAUUUGGCUGCAUUGGCGCUUUGGUAUAUUCCGAUCCUAUCGAUGAUGGUCCAUUGAACAAGGAUGGCUACCCUCACGAGAACCCGAGUGAAUCUUAUCCCGAGGGCCCAUGGCGUUCGCCCAGCUCGGCUCAGCGUGGAUCGGUGCUGUAUCUUUCAUUGGCAUCGGGUGAUCCAUUGACUCCCGGCUACGCUGCCACCGAGAAUGCCACCCGUAUUAAACCUGAAGACGCUGUGGGUUUGGCCAAAAUUCCUUCAUUGCCUCUUUCUUGGGAAGACGCGCUUCCUUUACUCAAGGCCACCCAGAAUCGUGGUAUUCGCAAGUCGGAAGAUUGGAGUGGCGGCCUGACCGAAGUCGAUUAUUACAGUGGUCCCACCGAAGGCAACGUGGUGCUUGUCAAUGAAGUAGAGAACAAAGUGACCCCCAUCUGGAAUGUCAUAGCACGCAUUGAAGGUACUGAAGAAGCCGAUCGCGCCAUUAUUCUUGGUAACCAUCGUGAUGCGUGGGUGUAUGGUGCUGUGGAUCCUUCGUCGGGCUCGGCGUCCAUGAUGGAAGUCGCCCGUUUGCUCGGUUCUCUUUACAAAGAAGGGUGGCGCCCUCGUCGUACCAUUAUUCUGGCCUCUUGGGAUGGUGAAGAGUAUGGUUUAAUUGGAUCCACAGAAUGGGCCGAAGAUCACAGUGAAUGGUUAAGCAAAGAAGCCGCCGUAUAUAUCAAUGUGGAUGUGGCUGUCUCCGGUAGUCACUUCACCGCUUCCGCUUCGCCUUCACUCAACCGUCUGCUGUACGAAGUGACGCAAGGCAUCCCCGAUCCUCGCACCGGCAAGUCGCUGUAUGAAGCGUGGGGCGAGUUUUCCAACCGAACUCAGCAUCUCAGUCCCAAACCACUCAUCGGUCAACUCGGUUCCGGUUCCGACUUUGUGGCCUUCUUGGACCAUUUGGGCAUUGCUAGUAUCGAUAUGGGCUUCUCAGGCGAUUAUGGUGUUUAUCACAGCAAUUAUGACAGUUUCCACUGGAUGGAAAAGUUUGGCGAUCCAGGAUUUGACUACCAUCAGACCAUGGCCAAGAUUAUGAGCACAUUGGCAGUCCGAUUGGCCGAUGAUCUUAUCUUACCGAUGCAUCCCAUGGAUUACGCGGUGGAAGUCAGAAAAUACAUUGAUGGUUUAGGAAUCUAUGCCUCACCUCACACCUUCCCUCUGUUGGAAGAAGCCGCCGACAAGUUGGCCAAGCGAGCCGGUCGUUUUGAGCAACGUUUAAGUGCCUUGAUGCACAAUGUACAAGACUAUGGCAACCACGAAGAUCUGCCCAGUGUGUUGGCCAAACGCGUGAACAAGGCCAACCAGCGAUUAAUGUACUUUGAACGCGGUUUCCUCGACUCUGAGGGAUUGCCCGGCCGUGAAUGGUUCAAGCAUGUGGUAUAUGCUCCAGGUUUAUGGACCGGCUACUCAUCCCAGGUCUUUCCUGCCAUUGUCGAAGCCGUGGACGCUCGUGAUUUUGAAGCCAUGCGCCGCGUUGAAGCAAGAGCGGGUGAUUGCAUCGUUCAAGCCUCCGAACGCUUGAGAGCUCACUAAUCAGACCCCCUGAUGAAUAGUAAUAAUAAACAUGUUUCAUUUCGCAGUACUUCUAGUGCUAUAUUAUAAAGCCAAAUCUUAUUGGAGAAAGAUGCCGCGGACGUUUGAUUGCCCACAGGGCCUUCUUUUUUUCUCUUCCAUUCUCUCUGAAUGAUUUUUAAUGUUAACACUGG
This is a messenger RNA of Radiomyces spectabilis, 2582 nucleotides long. RefSeq lists its product as uncharacterized. The record is from RefSeq and is a predicted model, not a curated record. Gene Ontology annotation, molecular function: carboxypeptidase activity. The transcript is spliced from 4 exons. Bases 49 to 2409 code for a protein of 786 amino acids. Lineage: Eukaryota; Fungi; Mucoromycota; Mucoromycetes; Mucorales; Radiomycetaceae.